AUGCCGUCCUCAUCACUCUUUCUGAGGUCGAGCACCACGCUCAUUUCUGCUUUGUCUUUGCUUUCAGCGUCCGUUUCGGCGGCGCCAGCUAAUACCUACUACGCGUUGGAUACUGAAUAUUCUGGCACCUCCUUCUUCGACGGUUUCAACUUCCAGAACACCGCCGAUUACAGCCAUGGUUUCGUCACCUACGGAGAUCGAAGCUUUUCUGAAUCGAACGGCCUUAUCUCUUACGAUGGGGGCUCGGUGCAGAUGAGAGUGGAUUCCACACACACCUACGAUGGAAAUGCGGAUUAUUAUUUGAUUAAUGGCGUUGGACGACCGAGUGUGCGCAUUCAAAGUGCUAAAUCAUGGACGCACGGUCUGUUCAUCGCCGAUAUCAAGCACAUCCCUACUACCACGACAACCGGUGGAUGUAGUGUGUGGCCCGCUUACUGGACUCUGGGUAACGGAGAAUGGCCUUACACUGGCGAAAUCGACAUCAUCGAGGGCGCAAACAACCAGGUGGUCAAUUUGGGAUCGGCCCAUACUGGCUACCAAUGCACUAUUCAACAGAGCCCUUCUCAGAUGACCGGAACCCCAGGAGGUAAUAAUUGCGACUACUUUCUGGGCAAUAAUCAGUAUAAUGGUGUUGGUUGCGGUGCUUAUGACACCCGCUCGACCAGCUGGGGCGCUGGCUUCAACUCUAUCGGCGGUGGUGUGUAUGCUACGGAAUGGACGUCGGAUGCCAUCUCGAUCUGGUUUUUCCCGCGAGGAAGCAUUCCAUCUGACAUAACUGCUGGCACUCCUGAUCCAAGUGGCUGGGGUCUGCCAUUCACAAUCUUCAACGGUCCAAGCUGCAACAUUGAUGCCAACUUCGUCGACCACAGCAUUGUUUUCGAUACCACGUUCUGCGGUGACUGGGCUGGUGCUACGUGGAACAGCAGCGGAUGUGGUGCAUCCUAUGGAGGCUCCUGCUCGGUCUUUGUCGGCGACAACCCAAGCCAGUUCGUUGACGCAUACUGGGACAUCAACUAUGUCAAAGUCUUCAAGACCCAGGCUGUGACGACGAGCACAACAUCGUCCACGACGUCGACGACUUCCACCACAACGUCCGCGACGUCCACGAUUUCCACCACAACGACAACCACGGCCGGUACCACCAGUGCCACCAGUAUCACCACUAGUGCUAUUCCUUCAAGCACUUCAAGCAGCACUAGCAGCCCAGCUCCUGUCAGCACCACCACCGAAACGACGACGACCACUGCCGCCGGUACCACGACCUUGACCACGACCACGACCACAAGCAACGGCGUCGGACCAAUCAGCCAAACAACUACGACCACGGUCUCGUCAUGGAGCUUCUUCCCAAACAUCUCUACGACAACGACAACUUGGAGCUUCAGCGUCGGCCCGAUUAGCGGAAGCACCACGACGACGGUAUCGCCCGUGUCGACCGGCAGCGCCACAUGGCUUGACUGGGUUGACUCGACGACGACGACAAGCACGCCCGUCACAUACUCGACGACGACGGCAGCAGCUGAUUCCACGUGGCUUGACUGGCCCGAGACCAGCAGCACGACGACGACGACGUCUUCCUCUGUCGACCCGACCUGGCUUGAUUGGACAGCAUCGACGACGACGACGACGACGUCCUCGCCCGCGAAGAAACCCACGACCACCACGUCGCUCCCAGCCACAUGGGCAGACUGGGACCCAGUCACCAUCACGCUGACGCAGACAUGGAUCGAGCCCUGCGCAACGGGAUACGUCACGAAGACGACCACGCUGGUCACGACGCACUGUGGAUGCACCGAGACCCCCGUGCCGACCAUCCCCGGCAAGACCAUCACCAUCACCCCCAGCUCCGGAUGGCCGGUAAAGACGCCCGUUGUGGUGACCGUGCCAGCCGGCUCGACUUCAGCCGUCCCGGCGAAACCGAAACCUUCCGAACCCGCGGGUUCCAUGGUCACCGUCACUGGCCCGGCAGCCGAAACAGGAGCAGCCGCAGGAUGGGGCAAUGGUGGUGGUGGCGGCGCACCGCCAUCUCCCAGCGCGACCGUGGCCGUGACCCUGACCGUCGAAGCGGUACCGUCUGGACCAACCCCGGUCGCUCCGGCCGGUCACACUACCGGCGGCGUCUGGUCUCCCGAGUCGUCGACCACCCAGACGAUGCCCUGGGUGGCAACGUACACCGGCGCGGCUGGCCGGUCGAGCGUCGUGAAUAGUGCGUUUGGCGUCCUCGCGAUUGCAGGAGCGGCGGGUUUGGCCAUGGUUGCUUGA
This is a messenger RNA of Exophiala spinifera, 2262 nucleotides long. RefSeq lists its product as uncharacterized. The coding region runs from base 1 to 2262 and encodes 753 amino acids. Gene Ontology annotation, molecular function: hydrolase activity, hydrolyzing O-glycosyl compounds. Lineage: Eukaryota; Fungi; Ascomycota; Eurotiomycetes; Chaetothyriales; Herpotrichiellaceae. Gene Ontology annotation, biological process: glucan catabolic process. The transcript is spliced from 4 exons. The record is from RefSeq and is a predicted model, not a curated record.